UCUAACAAAAAUUUAUCAAAAUUAGCAAGAAUGAUGGUUGAAAGAUUUUUUUUAAUGCAUCCUUUUCUACUCUAUCCACGGAUUUAACUCUAUCCACGAAUUCAGAGCCUAACCAUUUUGAGUGAUCAAUUAGUCCUUGGAAUGUGGAAAUGACCUAACUACUAAACAUAAUAAUAAUAUAAACGUUAUUGACUGGUUUGAAAUCCAAUGAAAAUGUAACAGAAAAUUCAGAUUGGUACAUGCAGCUUCGAACAAAUUGUUUAUCCCUUUUUUGUCUAAAAAUGGUAGUUUGUUUGGUUUGUUUCUUUAUCCUUUUUCAAACAAUUUCACUACUUUCUCGUCCUUUAAAAACCGUAACCAUUCACCACCUUUUCGUUCACUCAUCUCUUUAUCGUUUUAUAUUGUAUAUUCAAAGAGAAAAGGAAAAUGUUUACAAGUCUGAUUAGCUUCUUGGUUCUUACCGGUUUCUACGCCAGCUUUGGAACCGGUCAACCUCUUGUACCGGCUCUAAUCAUAAUGGGAGAUUCUGUUGUUGAUGCCGGUAACAACAAUCUUCGCCUUACCCUCGUCAAGGCCAACUUUCCUCCCUAUGGACGCGACUUCUUAGCCCACACUGCCACCGGUCGUUUCUCUAACGGAAAACUCGCCAUCGACUUUACCGCUGAGAAUUUAGGGUUCACUUCUUACCCGGUGGCGUACCUUAGCCAAGAUGCAGCAAAUGAGACUAAUUUGUUAACCGGAGCCAAUUUCGCCUCUGGUGCUUCCGGUUAUCACGACGGAACUUCCUUAUUAUACAACGCAAUCAGCUUGACCCAACAAGUGGAAAACUACAAAGAGUACCAAAGCAAGGUGACAAGCAUGGUAGGGAGAGACAAAGCCAACGAGAUAUUCAAAGGCGCGAUUCAUCUUCUUAGCACCGGAUCCAGCGAUUUUCUUCAAAGCUAUUACAUUAAUCCUAUCCUUAAUGCGAUAGUCACGCCUGAUCGAUUCUCAGAUCGUCUCAUGAGAUUUUAUUCAACCUUUAUCCAAAAUAUGUAUGAUUUAGGUGCUAGAAGAAUUGGAGUAACGUCGUUACCACCCUUGGGUUGUUUGCCAGCAGCGAUAACGAUGUUUGGUGGUAUUGGGAGCAAUACGUGCGUCGAAAGACUAAACCGGGACGCGGUUUCCUUCAAUACCAAACUCAACAACACGUCUGUGAACCUAGCUAACAAGCUUCCUGGUCUGAAAUUGGUCGUUUUUGACAUUUAUAAUCCUCUAUUGAACAUGGUCAUGAAGCCUGAAGAGAAUGGGUUUUUUGAAUCAAGAAGGGCUUGUUGUGGAACCGGAACAGUGGAAACUUCGUUUCUAUGCAAUGCAUUAUCGGUGGGUACAUGUUCAAAUGCUACCAGUUACGUGUUUUGGGACGGUUUUCAUCCAUCAGAAGCAGCCAAUCGUGUUCUAGCCGACAAUCUUCUUGGCCAAGGAUUCUCUCUCAUUUCCCAAACCUAAAUUAAAAGAUUCAAACAAUUAAGAUGACGUGACCAAAAUGUAUUAUAGACUAAUUAGCCUAAACAAUGCUUGCCUGCUUGUUUUCUUUUAGUCAUCCGCAUUCAAUGUAUUUACCAUCUCAUGUAAGAAAAAUACAAAAGAUAGUGAUCCACUAAACUAUGCUUCCAUAAUCACUGCAAAAUGUUUGUUUGGCAAGCAUCCUUGGUCAACUAUUUAGUAAAUGUCAAUAUUUCUAAGCUUCCAACAAUACAGACACCUCAAGUAAAUUUCUCCACUACAAUAUCAGAAUAGUCGGACAGAGAAGGUUUAUCCAUAGCCAUUUAGCUCCCCAGCGCUCUUAAAUUCAUUCAUGUUCAUUUAGAUUUUUUGAAUCAAGAAGGCCCUGUUGUGGACAACGGAAACCUUGUUUCUAUGCAAUGCAUUAUCGGUGGGUACAUGUUCAAAUGCUAGCAGUUACGUGUUUUGGGACGGUUUUCAUCUAUCCGAAGCAGCCAAUCGAGUUCUCGCAGACAAUCUUCUUGUCCAAGGAAUCUCUCUCAUUUCCUAAACCUAAAUUAAAAUAUUCAAUCCGUUAAGAUGACGUGACGAAAAUAUAUUAUAGACUAAUUAGCUUAAAUAAUGCUUGCUAGCUUGUUUUCUUUACUUAGUCAUCCGCAUUCAAAAUUUCUCACAUUUAAUAUCUUUACUAGCAAUCCCAUGUAAGAAAAGUGUAUUUAUUUAGUUUUGUUUUAUGUUAGCAAUCCUUUUUUUUUUGGUGUAAAUGUUAAAUAUGUUAGCAAUCCUUCUAACUUAAUAUGAUAUCAAAUCCUGAUUUAUGUAAUCAAAUUCAAUCUACGAUGGAUCAAACUUAAUGCUGGUCCAUCAAUCCAUUUCAGAGCGUAAUAAUGACAUUAUCCAUCGUGAUCUUAAAUAAUACUCUCACUGUAUUUAAAAGAUUGUUGUUUAAGAUUUCCACACAUUUUAAUAAAAAACUAGAAUAUGAUCCACGUUUGAAAUUGCAUAAAUAUUUUUAACGAAAUAUAAUUUACAAUGUCAAUAGAUUUUAGCAAUGUUUUAAUAUUUUUAUUUUAUUGUAUUUGAAAAUUAUAUAAUUAUAUUAUUUUAUAUCUCUCUUAUUAAAAAAAUAAUUAAUUUUGUUUUUAAUUAUUUCAACACGUUUUAUUAUAAAUUUUAAUAAAAUAUCUCUAAUUUGUUUGAUUAAAAUAUUAAUAUAUUGACUCUAACAUUUUAUUUAUAUAAAACUAUUUGAUGUUAACUUAAAUCAAAUAUUAAUAUAAUCUCGCAUAUAGAAUUAUGUGUUCUUAAGAAUAAAAACAAUUUAAAAUUAAGAAUCUAAUAUUUAUUAAGUUUAAAGGACUGCAGUUUUUAUUUAUAAAAAUGCAAUCAAUAUAAUCUAUUAAUUUAAUUAAUU
Messenger RNA from Brassica napus (rape), 2899 nucleotides. Its product is annotated as GDSL esterase/lipase At5g03810-like. The record is from RefSeq and is a predicted model, not a curated record. Gene Ontology annotation, biological process: lipid metabolic process. Gene Ontology annotation, molecular function: lipase activity. NCBI's taxonomy places the organism in Eukaryota, Viridiplantae, Streptophyta, Magnoliopsida, Brassicales, Brassicaceae. The coding region runs from base 427 to 1488 and encodes 353 amino acids. The transcript has 5 exons.